This is a messenger RNA of Triticum dicoccoides, 582 nucleotides long. RefSeq names its product late embryogenesis abundant protein 6-like. The record is from RefSeq and is a predicted model, not a curated record. Bases 74 to 322 code for a protein of 82 amino acids. NCBI's taxonomy places the organism in Eukaryota, Viridiplantae, Streptophyta, Magnoliopsida, Poales, Poaceae. Gene Ontology annotation, biological process: embryo development ending in seed dormancy. The transcript has a single exon.
AAGGGAAGCACGAAGCAACAAGAAGACGACGAAGAAGAAGCAGCAGCCAACCAAAUCAAGAUACUUCACCAAGAUGGAGCACGCCAAGGAGAAGAUGAAGGACGGCGCGAGCGCGGCCAAGGCGAAGUCGACCAUCACGAAGGCCAAGGUGGCGGAGAAGGCGGAGGCGGCCACGGCGAGGUCGCACGACGAGCGGGAGCUGGCGCACGAGCGCGGCGCCGCCAAGGUGGCCGCCGCCGAGGCGCAGCUGCACCAGGACAAGGCCGCGCACCGCGAGGACGCCAUGUCGCACCACAUCCACAAGCACGGCCAUAGCCACUGAUAUGAUGCGCGGGCUGACAGGCGGUGCCGUCGGUGGCCAUUGAUAUACACGCGGCGCUUGCCUGCACGUGCGUAUGUCGUGUGUGAUCUGACUUGCCAGUCAUGCAUCCAUGAGAUGUGAUUUUCCCUGUUCUUUUCACUGCCGUGCGUGCUACGUGCGCGUGACGUUCGUGUUUGUGUUGUGUCAGAUUUCGCACGUACGUACGUCGGGCUUAAUUAUCUCGGAGAUUAUAAGACAAGAGCUAGCUGCUUGCUCGGAUG